CAUCACUGAUCUUUCAAAGCCACAAUGAUUACAGGUUUCUUCUUCCUGCUCUUCUUCAUGGGGGGAAAUGCCUCCAGCGUAGAGCUGCAAGAUGACCAACAGACACUCAAUGAGACUAUUACCAGAGGGGGAAAUGCCUCCAGCAUAGAGCCUGAAGAUAACCAACAGAUGUUCAAUGAGACCUUUACCAGAGAAAAUGAAGAGAAUAGUACUAAAAGCUGCAGAUAUGUUGACAUUAUUAACCACCUGAACUUGACCCAAGACAAGGAUAUGUACAUUAUGACAAGGCCUGUGGAAAAUUACAGUGAUGCUACACCCGUAUACCAUAUUAUGGGAGUUAAAGCCAUCUUAGAUGUGAGGAAAACUGACCAGAGCCUUGUUUCUUACAUUUGGGUUCAAUAUCAUUGGUGGAAUCAGUUCAUAUCUUGGAACCCAGAUAAUUUCUGUGGACUUGAAAAUAUAAAAUUUCCUGCUGCAAAUUUGUGGAUGCCAGAUAUAACUAUUGAAGAAAGGACAGACAAGGACAAAGAGACUAAAAGUCCUUAUCUCUUAAUUCAAUGGUAUGGUGGGGUCGAAUACACAUAUGAGCAGGUGGUGACAACUGCCUGCAGGAUGCGUGUCUACAAAUUUCCCUUUGACAUUCAAAGGUGCAACAUCUCCUUCAAGUCUAUCAUGCAUUCUGAUAAUGAAAUAGAAUUAAUUUACAACAAAAACAAUAAAUCAUUGACAACUUUGACACGCAGCAUGAUGUGGACCCAGUACGAGUGGACAUUCGAGGACUUGACACCCACAAACAAAUCAAGCAUUAUGUAUCCACAUCAAACUGUAAUUAUUUACACGAUCACGAUGAGAAGGAGGUCAGUCCUCUACAUUGCCAAUUUCAUUUCUCCAGUGCUCUUCUUCUUGGUUCUGGACUUGGCCUCUUUCCUGAUCCCAGAUGCUGGAGGCGAGAAACUCAGCUUCAAGGUCACUGUCCUGCUCGCUGUCACAGUGUUGCAGCUUAUUCUGAAUGACAUUCUGCCCAGCACUUCAAAAAGGGUUCCACUUAUAGCUAUCUACUGCAUUGGGACUUUUACCCUGAUGCUGCUCAGCCUCCUGGAGACUAUUGUGAUGAUGUAUCUGAUUGAGAAAGACUCUGCAUCCCAUCACAAUGAGACAGAUGAAGAGCAAAACCUGAGUGUAAAUUGUGGAGACAAAUGGUGCAAAGCCAACUUCUGUGUUAGAGGAAUAAAAUCCAGUGACUGUGCAUCUGUUUGUGAUGAAAGUGCCGAUGAAACACAAUCUGUGACUGAAAAGAGAAGCAGCGACAAGCUGACAGAGGUGUCCCUUGGUCUUGAACAAGUCUCAGAUGAACUGAGAAAGAUUGGGAAAACAAUAAGUCUGCUCAGCAGUAACGAGAAGGAAGAGAAGUUCGGAUACUGGGCCAGAAUGGUAAAAAAAAUCAACAGGGCUUACUUCAUUUUUUAUGUCACAGCAGUCACUGUAUUUUUGUCAGUUCUUGUUUCAAGGUGGACCAGCUGAAGUAAAAUAAAAUAUGAAUUCAUUAAAAGAGACAGAACUUAUGUAUUAUUUAUUUUUUUCAUAAAUGUCAUUCAUUUCAAUCAGUCCGAAGAAAACAAAUGUCCCAUUGAGUACAGGUUGGUAAGGUGUUCACUUCUUAUAUUUAGUGAUCUAUUUAGCAUCAUCAGAAAUACAGACCCACAGCUGAAGAAAAAAAUCAGAUAUUUAACAGUGAUUUCUGCUCCACUUUACUGUGGUGG
Messenger RNA from Maylandia zebra (zebra mbuna), 1760 nucleotides. Its product is annotated as 5-hydroxytryptamine receptor 3A. Gene Ontology annotation, molecular function: extracellular ligand-gated monoatomic ion channel activity; transmembrane signaling receptor activity. The record is from RefSeq and is a predicted model, not a curated record. Gene Ontology annotation, cellular component: membrane. Gene Ontology annotation, biological process: monoatomic ion transmembrane transport. NCBI's taxonomy places the organism in Eukaryota, Metazoa, Chordata, Actinopteri, Cichliformes, Cichlidae.